This is a messenger RNA of Zonotrichia albicollis (white-throated sparrow), 11992 nucleotides long. It is a transcript of the gene DCLK1, whose product is annotated as doublecortin like kinase 1. NCBI's taxonomy places the organism in Eukaryota, Metazoa, Chordata, Aves, Passeriformes, Passerellidae. The record is from RefSeq and is a predicted model, not a curated record. Gene Ontology annotation, biological process: neuron migration; protein phosphorylation; photoreceptor cell development. Gene Ontology annotation, cellular component: axoneme; neuron projection. Gene Ontology annotation, molecular function: microtubule binding; ATP binding; protein kinase activity.
GCGCCGCCCUCUGGAGAGCGCCUGGGAGAGGCUGGUGUGAAGAGCCGCAUUUCAAUGAGGGCCGGGCUAAUGCAAAUCACUGCAACCGGCAGCAGCAGAAGAAAGGCGAAGCAGCUGCAGCCCGGGCUCCCCAGCAGCGCGCUACAGCCAGGGGAGGCGUAACAAAGGCAGCAGAGCCGCUUUCUGCGGCAACUACUGCGCCUACAGCCGGGUGGUCGCGGGGGGAGGGCGGGAGCCGCCGCUCUUUGGCCGCUUCCCAUUCCGAGCCGCCGCCUUCCCUCCGCGCCCGGCCGGCCGAUCUGAGUGAGGAAGUGCCCGCCAGGCUGCGGAGAACAGGUUGAACUUCCAAGAUGUCCCUUGGGAGAGAUAUGGAGCUGGAGCAUUUUGAUGAGCGUGACAAAGCUCAGCGAUAUGGCAGAGGGUCCCGGGUGAAUGGUUUGCCCAGCCCUACCCACAGUGCCCACUGCAGCUUUUACCGAACCCGCACUCUACAGACCCUGAGCUCUGAGAAGAAAGCCAAGAAAGUUCGUUUCUACCGUAAUGGAGACCGGUACUUCAAAGGGAUUGUAUACGCCAUCUCCCCUGACCGCUUCAGGUCCUUCGAAGCUCUCCUGGCUGACCUGACCCGAACUCUGUCCGACAAUGUGAACCUGCCCCAGGGAGUGAGAACGAUCUACACAAUCGAUGGCUCCAAGAAGGUUUCCUCCUUGGAUCAGCUAGUAGAAGGGGAAAGUUAUGUAUGUGGUUCCAUAGAGCCCUUCAAGAAACUGGAGUACACAAAGAAUGUAAACCCAAACUGGUCAGUGAAUGUUAAGACAACUUCUACUUCUCGUUCAGUGCCAUCUCUUGCCACUGCUAAAGGAGGUGCUCCAGACACAAAAGAGAAUAAGGAUUUCAUUAGGCCCAAACUGGUCACUAUCAUCAGGAGCGGAGUGAAGCCACGGAAGGCAGUCCGGAUCCUGCUCAACAAGAAGACAGCACAUUCCUUUGAACAGGUUCUUACUGACAUAACCGAUGCCAUCAAGCUGGAUUCAGGGGUGGUUAAACGCUUGUACACACUAGAUGGAAAACAGGUGAUGUGCCUUCAGGACUUUUUCGGCGAUGAUGACAUUUUUAUUGCAUGUGGACCAGAAAAGUUCCGUUACCAGGAUGAUUUCUUGCUGGAUGAAAGUGAAUGUCGGGUGGUGAAAUCCACUUCCUAUACUAAAAUAGCUUCGAGUUCACGUAGGAGCACCACCAAGAGCCCAGGCCCAUCCCGACGCAGCAAGUCUCCUGCUUCUACUAGCUCAGUGAAUGGAACCCCUGGUAGCCAACUUUCUACUCCCCGCUCUGGGAAGUCUCCAAGCCCAUCUCCCACCAGCCCAGGAAGCCUACGGAAACAGAGGAGCUCCCAACACAGUGGCUCCUCUACCUCAUUAGCAUCCACCAAAGUUUGCAGCUCUAUGGAUGAAAAUGAUGGCCCUGCAGAAGAAGUGUUGGAGGAAGGUUUCCAGGUUCCAGCAUCCAUAGCAGAGCGAUAUAAAGUUGGAAGGACUAUAGGAGAUGGAAAUUUUGCUAUUGUGAAGGAGUGUAUAGAAAGAUCAACUGGUAGAGAAUAUGCUCUGAAAAUAAUCAAGAAAAGUAAAUGUAGAGGGAAAGAACACAUGAUCCAGAAUGAGGUAUCUAUUUUAAGACGAGUCAAGCAUCCCAAUAUUGUACUUCUGAUCGAGGAGAUGGACAUGCCAACUGAGUUGUACCUUGUCAUGGAACUUGUAAAGGGAGGAGAUCUUUUUGAUGCUAUUACUUCCACCAACAAAUACACAGAGCGGGAUGCCAGUGGGAUGCUCUACAAUCUGGCCAGUGCUAUCAAAUACCUUCACAGCCUGAACAUUGUCCACAGGGAUAUCAAGCCGGAGAAUCUACUGGUUUAUGAACACCAAGAUGGAAGCAAGUCCCUGAAGUUGGGAGACUUUGGCCUAGCAACAAUUGUGGAUGGACCUCUAUAUACCGUCUGUGGGACCCCAACAUAUGUAGCUCCAGAAAUCAUUGCUGAAACUGGAUAUGGCUUGAAGGUGGACAUCUGGGCAGCGGGUGUGAUUACUUACAUCCUGCUCUGUGGUUUUCCUCCAUUCCGUGGAAGUGGAGAUGACCAGGAAGUGCUUUUUGAUCAGAUUUUGAUGGGACAGAUGGAUUUUCCGUCGCCAUAUUGGGACAAUGUUUCUGACUCUGCAAAGGAACUUAUCACAAUGAUGCUUCAAGUAGAUGUAGAUCUGCGAUUCUCAGCCUUGCAAGUUCUUGAGCAUCCAUGGGUUAAUGAUGAUGGCCUUCCAGAGAACGAACAUCAGCUCUCAGUAGCUGGGAAGAUAAAGAAGCAUUUCAACACAGGCCCUAAGCCGAACAGCACAGCAGCUGGAGUUUCUGUCAUAGCACUGGACCACGGGUUUACCAUCAAGAGAUCAGGGUCUUUGGACUACUACCAACAACCAGGAAUGUAUUGGAUAAGACCACCGCUCUUGAUAAGGAGAGGCAGGUUUUCCGACGAAGACGCAACCAGGAUGUGAGGGGACGUUAUAAGGCUCAGCAAGCUCCACCCGAACUCAACUCCGAAUCGGAAGACUAUUCACCAAGCUCCUCCGAGACUGUUCGCUCACCUAACUCACCCUUUUAAUAAAACACUUUUUCUCAAAAGCCUUGGCUUUAACCCUUUGAGACCCUGAAACUACUUCAGGCCUGUGUGGAGUGAAUACAGCUGAUCUAUCCAGCAAUAAAAGCUGGGAUGGUGGAAUGCAAAAGGGUGCUCACAGAAUCUUUGUAAGAAUAAUUUCCUAAUUGAUUGAAAUACUUGUUCUCUGUUUAGAUUGCAACUUGCUGCUAAUAAGAUCCUCAAAGGGUUAAGGCUAUUUUGCUUUUUUAUUUAAGGAUAGAAGCAGUGAAUGUUUUCAUCAGUGGAGCUAGGAACUGCAGUAUGUAAUUUUAGCACAUGUUAACCCUCUGAGUAAAUGAUCACCUUAAAUCUUGACAACCCGUAUUAGGGUUUUAUUCUGGCUUUUUUGCUUUUAUACGCACAUAUCUUUUAUAGUAUCCUGGAGUUCCUUGCCUGUUUCUGGCCAAAAAUAUAUCAAUUGUAUUAUUGCUUAGGAAUUAUAAAUAUAGGCUUAAAAAUGAAAAUAAAAUUAAACAAAUGGUAUCUUCUGCAGCAGCUCAUUCCAAAUCUGCAUUGUAUUUCCACACGGAGUGACUGUUAUUGGAGGAUACGAUGCAGGGCUAAAUGGGAAAUUCAGUUUAGGUCAUUCUCAUGGUUUAAAGAGAUGACAUGAUGAUGGCCACAAAAGAUUGCUUCCAUAUAGUUUGCUGCUAAUGAUAAUGUCGAGUUUUGGGAAAUUGCUUGAAGACACGUUCUGCCAUGUAAUAGUGCGUAAUGAUUUAGUUGAGAAGUUCCUGGUUCCUUUGCAUCACAUUCAGGAAUGCAGAGGCAUCCUCUGAGCAUGACCUGGUUAUUCUGGCAGAGCCAUUUAAAAAUAUUAACACUGAUAAGCUUUGCCUUUUAAAUAGCUAGAGUACUUCUAAAUUGGGGAAAAUACAAGUAAUUAAAUGUAUAUGUAAAGCCUAAACAGAAUUAGCAGAAGUUUUGUCUUUAGAAUGGAGAAACUAAAAAUGAUUCACCAGUUUUAUUUGUAAUAUUUAAUAAAAUGGGCAUUUACACAGAGUAUAUAUAUAUAUAUUACUGGUUUCUUAAAACCUCUAGACAACAUUAUAACUUUUUAUUUGACCAUUAUCAUAAAGUUGGCCUCCACAGAAAUAUUACAGUGUGUAGACUUUUGCUUCAGAUGUGAUCAUUUGAAAAAAAGGAAAAAAGAUGGCUCAGAAUUUCACUUGAAUGAAAGAAAGAACUUUUCAAAAUCAUGUUCUAAAAUAAAAAACAUUGUGAAAUUUAUAGUUUCUCUUAUUGCUCAUAUAAAAUUGAAGUUUUCUCCUCUAAAGUUAAAGUUUUCUCACAGUGUUUUUUAAAAUUCAUGUGGUUUCCUCUCUUUCUCUCUCCUCCUCAACCUUGCCCUUUAUCUUACCUUUAUUCUUUCUUCCUUCCUUCCUUUUUCUUUCCUGUUACACAGCCAGAAGUAUCAAUAUACCACCCAAAAUGACAUGCAGGUAUUCUCAGCUUUCUGGGAAGUAUAAAUAAAUUUUUCAGGAGCAGGGCAAGUUGCCCACAGUAUCACUCCCGUUCUGAGUGGUGUUUGUUCACGGAACUGUCUGUAUGAGCAGUGGUGGCAGCCAAUGUAGACCUGCAGCUGGUGGGGGCUAGUGUAAAGCUCUUUGCACUUCUAGGUGGAAGUAUCAGUUGAACUGUAGUUCAAGAAACAUUGGAAUUCUGUUUCUCCAUCCUACGGAGUGCAUCUUUCAUUGCCUCAGAUGUGAAAAAUUAUAUAUUGAAAGCUCUGAAGACUUUAAACACAGGAAUUUAAUCUUGUGGAUCUUCACACAAGUGGUAUAAAUAUUUCUUUUUUUUUUUUUUUAAUCUACCUGAUAUUGAUGGUCUAGAAGUGAGGUAUUUAGUAGAAACUAAUUCUCCAGACUUCCUGGGUAAUACAGAGAGAUAAGAAUUCUAGGUUUGAUUCAUCUCACCUGACAUGGGCACACAUUUUAGAUGGGACUCAUGUUUUGAUUAGCCUGUUGGUCUCACUCCAUCAACUGUAGAAGGAACUGCUGGUAGAAGUUUACAUCAGACACCAACUUCAGAUUAUGAGUUUACUAGAAAGUCAUCUAAACCAUAAGGAGACUGAUUUCUGAAUGCAUGUCUGUGGACAGAAGGCCUGUGUAAGGCCUGAGUUGCUCUGUCUGGAACCUGAGUAACAACAUUUUAAAGCAAGUGAAGCAAAUAAGAGAACUCCAUUGGGACAGGAGGUGAGGGGACAAAGGAACUACAAAACUUCUCAGAUUUUAGGUUUUGGGAAAGGGUUGUGUCUGUGUGUCAGAUCCUUCACCAUAACCAUCCAACUCUCAAUUCAUUGUGGAGAGAAGUUGCUCAGUAGAUAGGGAGCAACCAUGUCAUCUUAAUGGUUGUACAUUCAUAACUUUUGGAUGGGACAAGGAAUUUUUUUUCCCAUAGGAUCAAAAUCUCAGUCAAGAUAAAGCCUUCCUUGCCACUUACCUACCCUAAUUUACAGUAGGUCAGAAUCUGGCACAAGUUUGACCAGCACUGACCUUCCCACAUUUUAUCACAGUCUUUCCUUUAGAAAAGAUACCAUGUAAACGUAAGACAUACAUGUGGUAAUAAAAAAGUGUCCAUUAAUACCACAUGCUCCUUGACUAUUGUGAAAAUUUGGCAGUCUUAAACCAAAGGCCAAUGUUCAUUCUUCUUAAUUAGAGAGGGAAGUCAGAAGAAAAAUAAUAUGUUUCACCUUAUGCAUGGGAAAUAUUAUUCAAAAACCCAUCUGGGAUUUUCCAAUCACAUUUUCUUUGCUUUGGAAUACAGGGUUAUCAUUAAAAUAAGAUGUUUGGCUCCUUCAUCUUAGACCAUCUUGUAUUACUUAAAAUGUGUGUAAAAAUAAUCUUAGAUCCUGAAAAUCCUACUCAUCCCCAACAUCUUAUGUUUCUGAUUGUUGGUUCAUGUUUUAUGAACAUAACUAUAAAAAUAUUUCUUUAAGUUAUUUUUAGGUUUGUGAGAGACUGGGUUUCAAAUUGCUGAUAUCCUAUAUUAGGUUUCAAGGAAAAAUAUCUGAAUAUUUGAACUGUUUUAAAAGUGUUUGCAAUGAUGUUUUUAAAUCUAUCCAUAUACCCAUAGAUAUAUAUUUUAAUAUAUCCAUAUAUAUGUAUAUAUAUUUAUGGUUUCAUGGAAGUUAUAAUGGUUUAGGCUUGUUUGGCAGUGACUGCCGUAUUUUUUAGUCUAAUUUCUGAAUUCUUGGGGGUAAGUGAAGACAGAAUAUGUGGCCCUAUAAAUAUUUCAAACACCAAUGAAAAAAAGAAAUCAAGCAUAAUAGACUAUUUCUAAUGUGAAAAUCUGGGAGAGCAUACCGUGGUCAUUUUACUGUAAUACAGACCAGUCCUUCUGACUUCUUUCCUCGCUUCCCUUUUCAAUAAUUGGCUGGCAUUGCUGCUAAAUGUGACAACAAUUGUUUUAGUUAGCAGAGAUGGAUGGCAGUUGGGGUAGGCACCAUCUAUCACCGAGGAGAUGGAGACGAGCACUUCCGAAGGGUGACUCAGGUCAUCUGAUGUUUGCUCUCUGGAGAUGCCUGACAGCCUGAUCUUAGAAUUAGCAGGAAAGUAGAACAGGGUCACUUCCAGCUUAAGUCCUCUCAAUUAAAUAUAAGCAGGGAUAACGUGGAUUCUAACCUAGGUGGGAUAUUCUAGUGAGCUUAAAUGCAGUGAGCAAACUUUGAUGUGAAAAUGAAAAUGUACUACGGGCUAGCACAGGAUUUGCUAAAAGGUAGUGAGCUGGGAAUUGUCUCAUCUAGAUGUAUCUGUCUAAGAGUUGAGCAUCUAAUAUAGGGCAGUAAUCUAAUCUUCCCAUACAGGUGCUAGAGGCUGGUUUCUCUAACAGAUAAUUAAAAUUCUAGGAUGGAUUAAUCACUCGUGAGAUGAGGUGCGUAGCCCAAACAUAUUUAGAAUAUGAUUUAUUAAGUCAUGACAUAUAAAUUAGUAUUUCGGUGAGUUAUAAUUUUCACAGCAUUAAUGUACAAAAAAUCCAGAAUACUAUGGUUCUACUCAGAGGGUUAACAGAAAAGCACUAGGCAUGCUGAUUACAUUGGUGUAUCCAAACUGCUUUGCUUUUUUAGCCAGUGUUUGCUGAUUUUUUCAGAAAAUUCUUGAAAAAAUUCAAGUUUGAAAUAAUUUAAGUGUUGUUGUUUAAGGAAUUUCUAUAACCAAAUUAAUCUUAUUUUUAGCUCAAGUUAUCACAGGAAUAAUAUGUAUCAUUGAUGCAGUGUAAGUCUGUAGUUACCAAUUUUAUUAAUUCCACAAGUGAUUCCAGAAAUCUCUCUUUUUUUAAGUACUUAUUAUAGAGCUUACAAUGGUGGCAUAGGUGACUGAGACUGUCUUUCUUAUUGGUAAACAAACAAUAUUGUAAUUUCAAGAAAGUCCUAAGAAUCAGCUUUUCAGUUUGGUAGUGUACUAGUUAGGGGAAAGCUAUUUCAUUACAUGCAUUGUGUAAAUCAUCUUUGUAGAUGAAGAUUGUUCAUAUUAAUGAACACUUUCUUUUUUCCUUGACAUUGUAGCAGAAACUGUUUACUUGUUAAUGAACAACCAAUACAUUAAUUUGCUUCAGACUGUUAGAGGGGAAAGUGAGAUUCCAGUCAUUGACAAUGUUAUUGCUUUACAGUAGCCCUCAUCUAAUUAAAUGUGGUGCAUACUACAAUAAGCAAAGCCAAACCUGUGAAUAAACUCCUGAAAAAGCCUGGUGGGUCUUUAUUCAGUUGGGUGCUUGCACACAGUAGCAUGUGACAACAGGAAGGCUUUCAAGAAUUGUUGAAAUGAAAGCGAUAUAUCCACAAAUAAGAGCUAAAUUGCAAUCCUUUCCCUAUGGGGCAUAUAUGUUUGAAAAGAAAAAAUAAAGAAAAGAAAAGAAAAAUUGGCUCAGAGGUUUGCAGUGGUACUAUAUUACCACAGGGCAAGUACAUUAAAUCAUUGUUAUUUGCUAGCCGGGGUUAUAUGUUGGAAAAUGGCAUCUUUUUUAUUUAGUUUAGAUUGUGGGCAGGGAGAGCUCUCCUAAUAUUAUUGCAGUGCCUGCUAGUGCUGCCAUGGUUAAGUCUGUGUUGGUAUUUCCAUUAUAAACUCUUAGUCUCAAAGGUUUUUAAUUUGAUUGUAAAAAUUUGCUUCAGGCAGAAACUUGGCAUACAAUUUUUCAGCUCAGAGCGGUUCUUUUCCUAAAAUAUGAGGGAAAUCAGCUUGACCUCUUCAACAUUUAUUUUCUAAGUGUACACAAACAUUUGUGGACACAAAGGCGGUUUUUAUGCAGCUCAUUUCAGAUGUGUCACAUUCUCAAGCAUGUCUCACAGGUCUUAACUACAAAGGUGACAGCUCAGAACUUUUGGGCAUUUUGAAAACCAGAAGGAAAACUCAGUGAUCAAGAGCAAAAAUGUUCCACAUGUGGAAGAGUUUUAUUUUGACGUGACAAUCAUUUAAAGUUUGCACAGUAAUGGGUAUGUAUACGCCCUGCUGAGUGCUCAUGUAAUUCCUGAACCCAUUAAUUUAAGUAAUUCCAAGUAGAAAAUGCUAAAUAUGAAUGUGUUGAAUUUCCCUGUAAGACUGGGAAACAAAGCAGUUUUUUCUUUUGUUUUAUAGUAGCACCAUGGACAAAGCUGACAAUACACCAGUUAAAGGGGUCUGGGAAGAGAAGAAUCAAAAGGACAUGUUUUCUCUUAAGGGGAAAAAACUUGUCUGAAUAGUACAGAGUUGAAAGCUCACACUGAAUAAGAUAGGUAUCAAAAGCAGUUUAAAAAGUAUAAGUAUGGGACCAUUUGAAAACUAUAAAAGUGCAAGGGAGCCAUGCAGUGCAGUGAAUCCAUGCGUGGAACCAAUCACCUACUAAUCUGGAGCAAAUUUACAGCUACAAACAGGCAUAAUUAAUACACAAAUCAAACACACCCAGCAGCAGAUGGAAUUGAAAUCCUAGUCCUUUUAGUAAACAUAAUGCAAACCUUUUCCUCAUAUAUUCACUAAAUGAGACCGUCUGUAGCUGUUUGAAGUAGUGUUGCUAGUGGGGAAAUUAGGUGUUUAAAAAAUGGCUGCAAAUUAAUUGUUUUUAAUAGCAAUUCUACCUCACUGGGACCUUUUAGGAAACGACAGCUUUUAAAAAGUGAUGUCUAUGCAUUUUGUAUUUGUGUGCGUAUAUACUUGGAUAGCCCAUGCCAAACAGUUUCAGUAAGAAUUGAGUUGCUAUACUGAGGUUUCAUGUUGCCUGAAAUUUUUUGCCACAGGGGCCAGAGAAAGGGACAAAAGUCUCCGUAAAAUAAAGAAUUCAUGGAUUGAUCCACCUGUAAUGGAGAUGUCUUCCUAAUUUUUCUCUUAGUGAUCAGCUUGGGUGAUAAGCCACAGUGGCCAGUCAUGUCCAGAAGUAUUCUCCCUACCUGAGUAGUGGGAAGGGGACACUGGAUGGAGCUUGGCACCUGUUUUUUUGGCACCCAUCUACAGUGCUGCACAUUUGUCAAGCCAUGCAUAAAUAUCAGGUUGGAAAAAUAACUGUUUGCACCAAAUGAUAGAGCCAGAAAAAGCGCAUCAGUAGUGAUUAGCCAUGACAAGGGUAGACUGACAUUUGGAAGAUGGUUUCCAACCAACUUAUCAGUCAGAUUUUUGAGAGAUUUUCCAAUAGAACCAUUGGAACUGAGAAACUCCAAAUGAUUGUUAGGUGCUACUUGAUCUGUUCAUGAAAAACUUUCUUCUUGAGGUGUUUCUGAUACGUCCUCAUAUGUGUUUUCCUGAUGUAGGAAGACUCUGGACACAAAAAGCCAGAAGACAGCUUUAUUUCUGUGUGUCUAACAGAUUUGAAUGCUAGUGAUGAAUGCUAGUGAUUCAUACACAUAGAAUUUUAGGUGUCUUGAAAAGAAAACAGUGAUGAAAGAAGCUUAGCUUACUUAUCUAGAGUUCUCUCAGGAAGAACUGACAUUACUACCACAACUGUUGCUGCUAUUACUAUUCUACUAACACCACCAUUGCCCUUCAGAGUUAAUUGCUUUGUUUAACCUGUGCAUCUCCAUUAGAUGCCUGGAAUGCUUCAAACCUGCCAGUAAGACCAGCAAGGUCUUACAUAAGCAUCCAUAAAUUUGUUUUCUUUUCAAACAGAAUGCCCACAGCUAUUGAAGCUGAGUUCCAUCAUAUGGAAGCUGAGUUCCAUCAUAUGAUGAGGGUUUGAGAAUUGGAAAGAGAGGUAUUGGUAAAUUGAAGGAGAGGAUUAUUUGUAAAGUGUAAAUACAAUGUCCAAGGGAAUUCCUAGUGCUGUAUCUCACAAAAGAGAGUGAUAGAAUUUUUUUUUCUUCAGCAAAUUCAAGCAUGUAGGAAAAUGCAAAUAAGCCCUUGAGAAAUGAACUUCUGAUAAUCUGAUGUUUAUUGUUAAUCUUAACAAGGUGUAAUCUUUGUGACAUUGCUUCAUGGUAAUAGAGAGAUGAAUUUAAGGUAAUGCUAGAUCUUGGCAAGUUUUGCCAUUGCCAAUUAAGGGGUGGGAGGUAUCAAAUUGAUUGACUGAUACUAAAACAAGCAGUUCUGAAGAGGCAUUUCCAGAGAGUUGAUGUGAAAAAAAAAGGGAGGAGGGUAAUUCUUGAGUAUUUUCCACAAGCCAGUUUAUCACUUGCCAUUUGUGCUGAUCUUUAGUGUCUUGUCUGAGGAGGAAAAAAUUGCUCACAUUGGUCCAAGGUUAAAUAUAUAGCCAAUAUAACCUUUUUUUUUUUUAUUUUAUUGAGGAAUUAACAAUAAGAUUUUAUAUUCUACCUGAAAAGAAAUUGUUAAAUGAUUACUGUAGUGUGAAAUUAAAUAGCACUUUUCUCAUGCCUGCUGAAAAGCCAUCUAAGGAAGUGGUGGCUCUCAAACAAGUUUCUAAGUUAUUUAAAUUUAGAAAAAAUUUAAGAUUUUUUUAAAACUCAGACAAUGCUAUGUAUUUGAUUGGUAUAAAGGAAUCUUCAAUUUUCAAGGUACUAAUUAAAUAAGUUCUAUAUGCUACAUAUUCCUGCAAAAAUAAGGAGGAAAGACAAAUUUUUCAAAAUGUGGGUGAAUAGAAAUUACAUCUGAUGUUAUCACCUUUAUUUAUGGGAUAGGUUUUUAAGUUGCUGCUUACUCUUACAUAAAAUAUUUGCUUUAAUUAGGUAAUAAAAGAAUAGAAAAGGAAAAAUCACUUAAUACUUCAGCUCUACCCUCAGCUUCUAAUGAGUUCAUAUUUCUUGAGCAGAGAAGCAUUGCAAUAUAUUUCAAUUCAGUCAUCACAAGCAAGCCACCACGGAGUUAGAUCCAGCUGCAUUCCUGAGAAGCUGUGCACAACCUUUAAAAAUCAGUCAUGCAGCCACAUCCUAGCUUUCCCACAUAAACCUCUGUACCCCAGUGAGUCUUGAAGAACAUGAUAAUAAAAAAAGGAUGUAACUAUUCAGAAAAUUCUCACUUCAUGUGUUAAUAUCGCAGCACAGGAGAUCAGUUUGGAUAGAGGUAUGGAAAUCCAAUACUGCCCAGCUGUGGAUGGACAGGCUUUGUAUCUGUGCCCUUCAACACGACACAUACCAACUCUCAUGAGAAAUGUGAAUGGUAUUUGACAGUGGAAGCCUGCUAAAUCCCUCUAAUGAUUGUAAGUUUGAUUGUAAAUGGCUGGAUUUUAGGAAUUAGCUGGUGAAUUAAGAAAUAAAGGACUAGAGAAUAAUGCAUUGCAUAGCACUCUUUCAUUUGUUCUCAUAAUUGACUUAAUUUUAAUUUUGUAUUUCUUUCAUUAUCAGCAAGUGUGCUGAUAAUGUUUAAAAAUUAUGAGUAAUAAAAAUUACAAGAUCCCACCAGGGCUCUCUGAUUAUUUUUGAUGAAAAGCAGGAAAAGUGCUAUUUUAUCUGUUGAUAAAAGCAUGUAUUUAACCCUACUUUCAUUUACAAGCUAAUUGUUGCAAUUUAACCACUGGUUCAUGGAAUGAUUCUUGAUGCAGGACAUAGCUGCAGAACUAAAGAGUCUGUUAGAUGUCUGUCUGUCUGUCUAGAAUAUUGAUUAUAUUUUUUUCCCCCCACAGGGAUUAUUAUUUCACAACUGGGUUAUAGGCAUGUGGUACUUUCCCUUUUGGAUUUUGUCAUCCCAAAGAGUUUGUCCUCCAUUUUACUGGCAGCACAAGAUUUUGGCAUGCCAAAAUGAAGGCUAAGCAUUUGUGAACAUAAUAAUCCUUCAUGAACCUUCACUGUCAACCCUUUCCUCCCUUGCUCCUGUCCACACACCUCCAACCUGUCCAGGCCACUUGUUUCUUUCUCCUUUCCUACACUUCACUUCUCUUGUGUGAUGCAAAUAUUGUACAUCUGUGUGUAAAACAGAGCAGGGAAACUGCUCCAGGGGAAUAAAAAAGCUUUGCCCUGCA